Molecule: messenger RNA, 1947 nt
Organism: Drosophila innubila
Lineage: Eukaryota; Metazoa; Arthropoda; Insecta; Diptera; Drosophilidae
Product: potassium voltage-gated channel protein Shaker-like
Exons: 3
Coding region: 85-594 (169 amino acids)
Biological process (GO): potassium ion transmembrane transport
Cellular component (GO): voltage-gated potassium channel complex
Molecular function (GO): delayed rectifier potassium channel activity
Source: RefSeq, a predicted model, not a curated record
UUCCAAAUAAAUUAAAAAAAAAAAUCGAAUACUUCAAUACUGCCACAUGAAAAAUGUGAAUAAAAUAUGCAAACAAAAAAUUAAAUGAUAAAUAGGCCCGUCGGCUUCUGGGGCAAAAUUGUCGGCUCUUUGUGCGUGAUCGCUGGUGUGCUGACAAUCGCACUGCCGGUACCGGUUAUCGUCAGUAAUUUCAAUUACUUCUAUCACCGCGAAACGGAUCAGGAGGAGAUGCAGAGCCAAAAUUUCAACCACGUUACAAGUUGUUCAUAUUUACCUGGUGCACUAGGUCAACAUUUGAAAAAAUCCUCACUCUCCGAAUCGUCAUCGGACAUAAUGGAUUUGGAUGAUGGCAUUGAUGCAACCACACCAGGUCUGACUGAUCAUACGGGCCGCCACAUGGUUCCAUUUCUGAGAACACAGCAAUCGUUUGAGAAGCAACAGCUGCAGCUCCAACUGCAGCAGCAACAGCAAGAGCAACAGCAGCAGGGACUCCAGCAGGGACAUCAACAGGGCCAAAAUGGCUUGAGGAGCACAAACAGCUUACAGUUAAGGCAUAACAACGCAAUGGCCGUCAGUAUUGAGACCGACGUCUGACUACUAGUCAAACAAAUGGAAAAUGGUCGAAGCUUGCGCAGUGAAAUGUUACGUUGGAUGCCAGAAACGUCAUCAAAAGCAGUCUAAUCUAGAAUUUUAUUAAUAAAAUAAAUAUUAAAAUAAUAAUAACUAGUAAGCAGCGUAGUUGUAAAUUAAACAGCAAAUGUAAAACAAACGAACACACACAGACACACUCACACACACAGACACACUCACAUACAACACAUACAACAUACACAAAGACACAGCCAGUUCAGCAGGCUUGAUAAAGUAACAUAGCUAAAAGUCAGGCUAGCGAUAUUUUUUUUUUUUAAUAUUCAACUUCGGCAGCCACAAUUUACACAGCUGCUCAAAGAAGACCACACACACCAAAACACACAAAGAAAACCAAAUAGAAGAACAAAAAGAUAACUCAACUUGAUACCUAUGUUCAAAUUUAGCAAUUAACAACUAACAAUCGUUAUAGUCAAAACAAACAAAAAAUUAUAAGAAAAAAAAAAAAAAAAAAAGAAAAACCAACAAAAAAAAGUAAAGAAAAACCAAAAAUAAGAAUUAUCUUAGUAGUCUAAUCUAAUUGGAGUUUCUUCCUUUCUUUAGAAGCUAGCUACAAAAACAAAACCAAAAACAAACAGAACAGACAACAAAGAAGCAACAAUACAUACAAACAUACAAUAUCUCCUAAUUUUAUUUUCAACUUUAAAUUACGCUCUAUUAUUAAAUAUUAGACAAAUAUUAGUAAAAUCUAAAGGAACGAAAACAACAAAAAAAUUACAAAAUAAAGUCAAAAAGGAUACAAAGAAAAUUCAACAACAAGAACUAAGGCAGCGCAAAAAAUAAGCAAAAAAAAAGAGGAAAAGCGAUUGCGAUUGACAACGUCCUCAUCCUUGCUGUUCCAAAAGGAAAGUCCAUAUUUCGGUUUUUACUCUUCGAUACUUAUUGAAAAUUGGCAUUUAUAGUGUAGUGAAGUUUUUAUUUACAAUUUGUCGCGCUGCCAGCAAAACGUUGCAGAAUAUGCGCACAAAGAAGAAUGGAAAAUUAGCAGGUCUCUCGGUAGAUUAGGCCCGUCACAAACAGAGAGCAAUUCUCGUAGACAAAAACGUUUGGUAGCGAAUUAAAAUAUAAAAUAUAAAAAAAACAUAAACGUCCGAAAAGUUCUCAAUGAGAGAGGUAAUACUGUACUCGUACAGUACAAAUAUUUAUGUAUUAUAAAAAAAACUAUCUAGAAUUUAAGUAGCGCCCCAAUUGGCAUAUAUACAUAACUAGAUGAAAACUAUGCUUAAGAUGUGCACAGUCGGGAUAUGGGCGUUGUCAAGAUACUAUCGUCAUUACACUAACACACACACACACACACAC